CCUGAGCUAGACGCGCAGCAGAAAGCCCACGUUGGCCGCUGCGGGGAGCGCAGCUCCGAGAGGCGGGAGACUGCGAAUCUCGGGCGCCGACGUCGCAGCAGCCGCUCCCAGCACGGGUCCCCUUCCCUCCCGUCCCCUCGGCCAGCGGGGUUUUCUGGGCAGCUGGGAGAGCACGGAACGGAAAGCAAGAUCCUCGCCGCCUCCGCUUGGGGAGGCGAGAGGGGCGCGAUUUUGAGGGGGAGAGACAGUGCCCAGGCGGAGGGGCGCGGAGUUUGUGAACAAGAAGGAAGUUAAGCCUCGCGGAGAAGACUGGCGUUUCGGGACGCCUUGUCGUCACAGCCUGGGCCCUGCGACGGGGGAAACUUCAUCGUGGCCCUGCGAACAGGAGAGGGGCGUGCGCGGGGGAUGAUGCGGGACGUCGCCUGCAGCUCGUGAGAGGCCCCGCUUCCCCGCCGCCCGGGGUCCUAUUCAGCCAGCAGCUCCGGAGGGCGCGGGGCAGCGCACGUGUGCGGGCAGCGAGGCCCUGGAGUGACCGCGCCGUGACCCGCCCAGGGGCUGGGGCGCCGGUUGCAGUGCAAUACUGACUUGGGCACACCUGGCUUAGACUUGCGUCUCCAGAGACCCGCGCUGAGUGCGGGGCUCUAGUGAUCGCCCCUUCGCCUUCCCUCCAGCCUGGGUUACAGGGGGCUCCCCGGACGACCAUGAGAGAUAAGGACUGAAGGCCAGGAAGGGGAAGCGAGUCCGCUGAGAGGUGGCGGGGGCUGUUCUCGCCAAGGGCCACAGCGGCCGCUCUCCAGCCUCGCACAGCCGCUCGACGCCUCGCGGGGCCCGCGGAGGCAGCCCGGCCGGGCGGGGAUGCCGGGGCUGGGACGGAGGGCGCAGUGGCUGUGCUGGUGGUGGGGGCUGCUGUGCAGCUGCUGCGGGCCCCCGCCACUGCGGUCGCCCUUGUCCGCAGCCGCGGCGGCCGCUGCUGGGGGUCAACUGCCCGGGGACAGCGGGAGCCCUAUCCGUGCAGAGCAGCAGCCGCCACCACCGCAGUCCUCCUCCUCCGGCUUCCUCUACCGGCGGCUCAAGACGCACGAGAAACGUGAGAUGCAGAAGGAGAUCCUGUCGGUGCUGGGGCUCCCACACCGCCCCAGGCCGCUGCAUGGCCUUCAGCAGCCACAGCCCCCAGCGUUCCCACAGCAGCAGACGCCUCGCGGGGAGCCACCUCCAGGACGGCUAAAGUCCGCGCCCCUCUUCAUGCUGGAUCUGUACAACGCCCUUUCUGCAGACGACGAUGAGGACGGGGCGUCUGAGGGGCACAGGCGGCACCCUGGGCCCCACGGAGGGGCCAGCUUGUCCGAGCUCCAGCAGCCAUCUGCCAGCGCCGCACACACUCUCAACCACAAGAGCCUCUUGGCCCCUGGACCUGGAGGCGGCGGCGCGUCCCCACUGACAAGCCCGCAGGACAGCGCCUUCCUCAACGACGCGGACAUGGUCAUGAGCUUUGUGAACCUGGUGGAGUACGACAAGGAGUUCUCCCCUCGCCAGCGACACCACAAAGAGUUCAAGUUCAACUUAUCCCAGAUUCCUGAGGGUGAGGCUGUGACGGCUGCAGAAUUCCGCAUCUACAAGGACUGUGUUGUGGGCAGUUUUAAAAACCAAACUUUUCUUAUCAGCAUUUAUCAAGUCUUACAGGAGCAUCAGCACAGAGACUCUGACCUAUUUUUGCUGGACACCCGUGUCGUGUGGGCCUCCGAAGAAGGCUGGCUGGAAUUUGACAUCACAGCCACCAGCAAUCUGUGGCUGGUGACACCACAGCAUAAUAUGGGGCUUCAGCUGAGCGUGGUGACUCGAGAUGGUCUCCACAUCAAUCCCCGUGCUGCCGGCCUGGUGGGCAGGGAUGGCCCUUACGACAAGCAGCCCUUCAUGGUGGCCUUCUUCAAAGUGAGCGAGGUCCACGUGCGCACCAUCAGGUCAGCCUCCGGGCGGCGCCGACAGCAGAGCCGGAAUCGUUCCACCCCGUCCCAGGACGUGUCCCGGGUCUCCAGCGCUUCAGAUUACAACAGCAGUGAGUUAAAAACAGCCUGCAAGAAGCAUGAGCUGUAUGUGAGCUUCCAAGACCUGGGAUGGCAGGACUGGAUCAUCGCACCCAAGGGUUAUGCCGCCAACUACUGUGACGGAGAAUGCUCCUUCCCGCUCAAUGCACACAUGAACGCCACCAACCACGCCAUCGUACAGACCUUGGUUCACCUUAUGAAUCCCGAGUAUGUCCCCAAACCGUGCUGUGCACCAACUAAACUGAAUGCCAUCUCAGUUCUUUACUUUGAUGACAACUCCAAUGUCAUCUUGAAAAAAUACAGGAACAUGGUCGUAAGAGCUUGUGGAUGCCAUUAACCCAAACCAGCUGCUGUGUGCACAAAUCCUACCGUGGACCCCGGGAUUACAUCUGCCUUAAAAAGACAAGCAGCGGGAGUGGGAAGCCGAGACCGUGACACCUUCUCAUGCUGGUGCCUUACUGCUCUAGGAGGAUUUUUAAAAGGACAUUAAUAAUCCGCUCACUUCGUCAAUGCCGUGGGUAGUUGUUGGUCUGUAGGAAGCCGAGUCUGUAUUUGCAGCAUGAGGUCUGACAAGUGCAGGAACCUAACCCUGAAAGGCACCUCCCCCCCAAGACAAAGAACCCACCAAUAUUAGCUUUGCUUUAGAUUGUUUGUGGUGUCCGUGAAUAAAUAGGGGGGAAAUUUUUUUGAAGGAGUGGCGUAUUCUCAGCUGAAGUAUUAGCUGGUGGGAUAUUAGGUGUCAAAGGUAGAUUGCACAGAGGUAAUAGGAAUGGAGGGGGAGACCUGUAUUCAUAGAUCUCAAUCCCAUUUUUAUAUGGGAUCAGCAGCCAGGAUGGGAUCCAGGGCUCCAGGAAGGUGCCUUUUUAACUCCAUUGUUACUCUUCAUGUUUGUGCCAGAGCUUGGCUGGAGUGAAGAUGUACUUAUUUCAGUCAAAAGAAACCACACCAUCUCCACCCAGCUCCCCGCUAGAACCAAAAGGAGAUGGCUCAGCCUUUGAGGCGAGGCUGCAAGUGGGGGGAGGUACUUGCAGCAGCCUUGGUUUUCACUCCGUCACAUCUGAAAGGAGUCCCCACAACUUCUUUAUCAGACCGGUCUUUGAAAAGCUCGCUAACUUCGGGAAUGUUGGCUCUCCCAUCCCAUCUCCUUCCUGAGCGAGGAUCUUUGCCUUUCACUAUACGGACACCAUGUUACUGGGUUAGCACCCGGAAUGGGGAACCCGAGGAGGAAGGGGAACCCGAGGAGGAAGGAGCGCCUGAGGUUAAGAAUGGGUUUUGGAGACGGGCAUAUGCUGUUUAUGAACCAAGAUCACAGUUUCCUUUUGUAGAAAGUAAGACUCAGAUUAAAAUCUUAGAAUAUUUUUUAAAUGUCUUUUUCACAAUCAUGUACUGGGAAAACAAUUUCAUACUAAACUGAUUAAAUAAUACAUUUAUAAUCUUUAA
Molecule: messenger RNA, 3482 nt
Organism: Marmota monax (woodchuck)
Lineage: Eukaryota; Metazoa; Chordata; Mammalia; Rodentia; Sciuridae
Gene: Bmp6
Product: bone morphogenetic protein 6
Exons: 7
Coding region: 856-2379 (507 amino acids)
Biological process (GO): SMAD protein signal transduction
Cellular component (GO): extracellular region
Molecular function (GO): cytokine activity; growth factor activity
Source: RefSeq, a predicted model, not a curated record